This is a messenger RNA of Astrephomene gubernaculifera, 6067 nucleotides long. The record is from the annotation of a GenBank genome assembly. Lineage: Eukaryota; Viridiplantae; Chlorophyta; Chlorophyceae; Chlamydomonadales; Astrephomenaceae.
AGCAUGUGUAGCCCUUACUCUGACGUUAGAUCGGUUCUUAGCACAGUGAUCUGACCUUUAAACUUUUUGUAGGCGGGCUCGCACCCGCGGCUCUCCCACAAAAUGAGCGCCGAACCUACUGUCACCGCUACGGUGACAACCGAUGGAGCGCAGCGUAGGAGCAACUUGCAGUUUCCAGACUACCGCCGCAGCGUGGCGCUCAAAUAUGUCAAGCGAGGCUACACAUUUCUUAUGUCCUACUUGUUUGCCAUUGCUUUGGUGCCGCUCGCGGCAAUGCUGCUGCUUGAGCUGGCCAAUAUGCAUCGUACGGGCGAGCUCUUACGGAUCAUCAGCGUCGCCAAGCAAACGGACCUGACGUUCGACCUGGUAACAGUGGUGCUGACCGUCGCAGCCCUUGUAGCUAUCAUCGUUAGCUACUACGUCCUCCGCACCCGACCUGUGUAUCUGGUUGACUACCAAGUCUUCCGUGCCCCUGAGAGCUGGACUGCCACGUACGCUCGCUUCAUGGCAGGCUCCAGGGGCUGCGGGCGCUUCACGCCUGAGGCUCUGGAGUUCCAGGAGAAGAUCCUGGUGCGCUCCGGCCUGGGCCAGGAAACCUACCUGCCGCCAGCUGUCCAGGUCAUUCCUGCCCAGUGCUCCAUGGAGAACGCUCGCAAGGAGUUUGAGGAGGUGGUGUUCCCCAUUGUGGAGGAGCUGCUGAAGCGCACGGGAGUGCACCCCAAGCAGAUUGGCAUCCUGGUGGUCAACUGCUCCCUCUUCAACCCCACUCCCUCGCUGGCGGCCAUGGUGAUCAACAAGUUCAAGAUGCGAUCCAACAUUCUGUCGUACAACCUCGCCGGCAUGGGCUGCUCCGCCUCGCCCAUCUCGAUCGACCUGGCCAAGCAGCUGCUGCAGCUGCACCCCUCGCAAUACGCGCUGGUGGUGUCAACCGAGAACAUCACGCAGAACUGGUACUUUGGCAACGACCGCGACAAGCUGCUGCCCAACUGCCUCUUCCGGGUGGGCGGUGCGGCCAUCCUGCUGUCCAACCGCCGCCGGGACGCAUGGCGCGCCAAGUACGAGCUGAUGCACACUGUGCGCACCCACCUGGGCGCCAAGGACGCGGCCUACAGCUGCAUCUUCCAGAUGGAGGACGGAGAGCGCAACAUUGGCGUGCGCCUCACGAAGGAGCUCUUUGCGGUUGCUGGCGAGGCGCUCAAGAUCAACGUGACCACGCUGGGCCCCAUGGUGCUCCCGCUCUCGGAGCAGCUGCUCUUCUUCUUCAACCUCGUGGCUCGCAAGGUAUUUGGCUACAAGGGCAAGCCCUACAUCCCGGACUUCAAGCUGGCCUUUGACAAGGUCUGCAUCCACACUGGCGGCCGCGCCGUGAUUGACGAGAUCGAGCGGCAGCUGCAGCUCACCACGGAGAUGGUGGAGCCCUCGCGCGCGGCGCUGUACCGCUACGGCAACGUCUCCUCGUCCUCCAUCUGGUACGUGCUGGCCUACCUGGAGACGUUCCAGGGCAUGCGCCGCGGCGACCGCAUCUGGCAGAUGGGCUUUGGCAGCGGCUUCAAGUGCAACAGCGCAGUGUGGCGCGCCAACCGCACCUUCAAGCAAGCGCACACCGCCUGGGAGGGCUUCAACCUGGAGGAGAUGCGCGAGCACCUGGCCUCCCUGCCCAACCACCACAACAAGAAGGGGUAAACCCGAGCAGCGGGGGCCGCCAUCUCCCUGCUCAUAGCUUGCGCGGCAGUGGGCUACAAUAAGAGCCUGGUGCCGCCUGACAGCAAAUGAGGGAGAGGGGUUUGCGCCCUGCUCGUGCGCACCUCUGGUGACGAGACAGAUUGUAGGGUGGUUGAGAUGGUGGCAGCGGGAGGUCCCAGCAUGGAUGGGUGGUACAGAGGGAGGUACAGAGGGAGAUAGGCGGUGCGGCCGGAGAGCCCCGCUCCAUGGGACGGGGAGUAGAAUACGAAGGCGGUUGGGGUGUGUAUGUGGGGAACGACUUGAGCGCUUUCCUGAGUGGUCUUGGGUCACUGUGUAAGCAAUUGGGAAGGGAUGAGUUCCAGCAGCCGAUUGGGCUGCGGAGGAAAAGGGGUUUGACGUUGUAGCACCCGUUAGUCUUCCGUCUGCAGGACUGUCGUCUGAACUGUGUUGGGGAGAUUGGGAAUUUGACAGCAUGUUUUUCAAAUCCAGUUUUGUCGACUAUAGGUCUUGGGAUUACUUUCCUGGCUUAUAGUUAUGGACUAACUAACUGAUGAUAUCCAUCGGACCUGGUUAACAGUGACUCACCAUACAAUCCUAGCCGGGAAGCGUGACAAUGUUACUACGGUGUACGAAUGCCAUUGGCACGUCCCUACAUGUACCUCUCUGUGCGACAUAAGGCAGUCAGUAAGGAAGGUAAUAGGUAUUGUAAUGAAAGUACUUCUGGUUCUGUGGUGGCCUGUGGCAUCUGUUGUUGUGUUUUCCUUCGAGCUGCUUAGCUGGUCCGUUGUGCCGUGAGGCUCGCUACACUGGUGACAGGUGUGCUUGGGUGCUAGUAGCGGUAGCGCCAUCUUGUCACAGGUGCACUUCGGGACUUUGCCAUGGACGAGCCCACUGUUGCUGUCGUCUGGUUUCUGGUUGCAACCGCUGGGUGCAAUAUGCCACGGUGGCUUACGAGAUGUAACAGGAAUUGGGAUGUGAGGUGCAAAUUUACAGAUGGAGCUGCGCCUGUGGGCACAUACUUUAAUAUGUGACUGUCAGGGUGAACCGCCACAGUCAUAAAGGUUGCGGAUGGAUUUUGUCCUUUGGAAGUUGGCUAUCCGUGCUUGGAGGAAAGGCAACCUCUGCAGCCAGGCUACAUGAGGGUUUGCUACCUUGCAGGCAGAGCUGAGGUUGUAGCACAAGGACAAGUCGGAUACUCAGCUUGCAGUGUAACCCAAGAGCGCCUUUGCAGUUAAUCUGAUUGCUCUUCAUGCUGGCACAUCCUUUACAGUACCUGCCAAGUGUAUGGCGUGGUUGGGCCUCCACGAGGUGUGUCCAUCAUCUACAUCAUUAUCACUGCCAGUCUGCAAGCUGCAGUCACCGAUGGCUGGCACAGCAGGCUCAGCCGCAGGCUUAUAGUUGGAUGUGUAAAGGCGGGCUGGGAAACGGCGGCUGCCGUAUCAGGUGCCAAUGAGCAAGACGAGCAAUCCAAAGGGUACAGCAUCACUGUGUGCUCUGCUGAAUGUGAGAUGGCUCCUGUGGUAGGACACCUGGUAGGUGAGGCAAGUCGGGCGUGUUGCGCUCAAGUCGUGACCACUUUUAGGGCAAUUAACAAGACAUGACGUUACGCGUUUUGCACAUGAUGUUACACGUUUUGCUUUUGUACACUGGCUUGUCUCUCAUUGGUGCUUGAAGUGUCCAUGCAGAUUUUGGUGACUUGCGUUGGCGCUAGUUGACUUAUCGAGGCGUUGUUAGUCCGCCUAACAAGGUAGGUGCGGCGUUGGUGCAGGGAUGGUGCGGGGUUGGAAGAGUUGGCCUGCGAAUCUUAGACCUAAUCUGGGAGACCUAAUCUGCUUACGUCAAAUAAAAUGUUUUUACAAACACAACGCUAUAUGCACGUAUUCGCUGGGCAUAGGACGGCUAGUUCGCUUGGUCAAUCAUCCCGGCGACAAACCUUCCUUUAUCCCUUAGGAGCUUGAAAGGUUCUUGAAUCACUAUUAGCGUCUGCUUGAAGUGCCAUCCACAUAUUUUCUGGAACAGAACUCGCCUAAAUAAGGAAAAAGGCAUCUUUCUUUAAGGGCCCAGCAAGCCCUUCCGGACAUCGCGCACGGGAACGGACUAUAGUGCAAAUGUUGAUGAUCAACGUAACUGCCGGUGUGCAGUGGGACAGGAAAGGGAUUGGAGUAAGAAACUACUUACGCUGGUUACGCAGCAACCUGCAGCAACCCAACAAUGCUACAGCCCGCCCACCACCGUACGUUCAUGCCAGUAACGGCUCAGUAAGAAAGGCAAGUCUAAAUAAAGCAGCUUUGCAGUCGAGGUUUUUCACGGGCAUCCCUAAGACAGCCAUCAGGCCAACGAUUGAGCACCCUUGACUGUGAAGGUGAUCAACCGAAAGUGUAGACGCUCGCUUGCACGAUGAAACGCUACUACCCAUCCAUCUCUCGAGGACCUGUCGAGCGGCAACAGACGGCGGCACAGCAUGAUCAGGCCUUGCAUGCUGAACAACUGGAUCAAGAACUGCAGACAGAUGGGGUUAUGGUGGAGUUCCUAAAGAGGAAGCUGUGCAUUGUGGAGGCUGAGAAGUCAACCCUGCAGCAGGAGCUGAAGGAUGUACGGGUGCAGCAACAGGAGGAGCGAUGCCAGGCAGCCGCUGAUGUGGCAGGAGCCAUGCACAAGGUGGCCAAGCUUCAAUCAGAACAGCUGGACACAGAACGGAAGGUGGCUGGUCAGGGGGCAGCCCUGAUACUGGCAGCAGCAUCUGAGCUGGAGAAACAGGAGGAGAUCAAGAAGCUUCACAAGACAAUAUCGCAACUUGAGGACAUCACACAGGAGGAGAUCAAGAAGCUUCACAAGACAAUAUCGCAACUUGAGGACAUCGCACGUAAACUAGUUGUGGAUGUGGACACCCUAAGGGAAAGGUUACAACAGAAGGAACAACAGCUGCACAAGCUGCAAAUGCAGUAUGACAAGGCAAGCCAGCAGAAGGUGUCCCUGCAGGAGCUGCUGGACAAGGAAAUGCAGCAGAGAAACCAGGAUCAAACAAACCUGAAGCAGCAGGUGCGGAAGCUGCAGUCACAACUGGACGAGGAGAGGUGCUGCCACAAGACAGCUCUGCAGUAAGCAGCAGGUGCACCAGGCGAACACCAAGUCGUAUGAGGGCCCUGCUGAAGCAGCAGGUGGACAGAGGAGCUGCAGUCACAACUGGAGGUAGAGUGGUGCCAGAAGUCGGCUCUCAAGGAGGAGCUGCAGGUGCAGCAGGCAAACUUAAGAAGCAAGCUGGCCCUGCUGCAGCGGCAAGUGGAAGAGAUGAAGUAACUUCAAAUGGGUGGUCCUCACUCUCACAGAGUGAGGAGUUGGUGCAGCAGCAGCUCAAGUGAAGCUUGGUGCAAGCAAGGGAGGCAUGCCUGAAGCAGGAGGUGGCAGCAGGGCUGCUGCUGUCUCUGCUGGGGGACAAGGGAUUCUAGCAGGUCAAAAGAGGAUCUAGCUGGGGUGCUUUGCACAGCAGGUUGCGAUAGUUUUGGGACAAGUGGCUGCACAAUUGGAGGAAGCUGAAGCCAGCCAGGCAGCUGUGAGUGGACAGGAAGCCUAUAUAGAACUGCAUUGUUUCAAGGAGAAGUUUUUGGGUUAAGGAAGACGAGUUGCAUAUGCAAAUAACUGUAGGUGCGCCUUGUGUUGAAGAAACCAAGCCGGUAUAUAGUAUAGCAUGCAUGUGGUUACAGCAGGUUGGGACAUUAUAGAUGUUGCAAAACAUGUCGGCUGCGACUGCAAAUGUGAUCAUGGUUGAGUGGUAAAAUCUCUUUGUAGGGGCCCUGGUGCGGCGCUUAGGAAACCCCUUGCCAGGCUUGUUGGGCGCGGCACUGUGCUCGUUCCUUUGUAAGGCUAUUUUCCUGCUUCUACCUGCUCAUGUAUUAUUUUUAGGAUGGGUUAACCGUGUUUGACAAGUUGAGGAAGGGCAGCCUCUGCAGUGAGUAUGCAAUGUAGGGGCCAUACUAGAUGAGGAUCUGCUGCCUGACAAGUGGUCGCUGACAAUCGAGUUGGAUACUGCAGUCACAUCCUCACAUGGCGGCAUCUGCUUAAACCCAGCCAGUUUGGGACAACUCAAACAAGCCGGCAUUUCUCAGCUUGGAGGAUAGGUAGACUGAUCUGGGGCAGAUUGUGAGUGAGUGAGCUGUUACAAGCUCUAUGGCACGGUAUGGUAUGGUAUGGUAUGUUACAAGCUUCAGGCUUGUAAGGCCCAGACGAGCCAGUAGGCUCAUGGACCGCCCGAUAAACAAGCAGAGAAAGCAAAAGAGAAAGUUGUAGGCAUCAAUAUCGCAAAGCCAUACGCAGUGCUUCCACCCAAGAGUGAAAGCAGAGGUUGUCAUCGGGUGAGUUUACCAGCCUCAUAGUAUUCAAUUUCCGC